ACCCCCCACAGUCCCUUCUCCUGUGUUUGAUUCGGCCAGCGCGCGUGCACGCACCGCUGAGCAGUAGGAACUACACGUACGCUCCGUCUGUAUCAUUUAAUCUCGUUCAAAUGUGCAGCUUUAUUCCACUGAAGGAAACGAGGCUUAAUUGAGAAUAUUUUUUCACGGCAGACUGGAUAACUGACGCUGUGCCGCUCACCAGCUGCUCUCCCAGGCCGGGAUUUCUCUACCCAGUACAAGGGGGGGGUGGAGAGGGAGACUGAAAUGGCCGAGGGGAGCAGGACAACAUUACAAGGAAGUUGCACUGGACUUCUACAGGCUCUCAUGCUUUUCUUGUUCUUCUGGACGUGGAUAGGAUUUAACAAUUUGAAUCUGUUUCAGCAAAUUGUUAGAUAAUUGAAGGUCCUUAUGAAGACCCAACUCUAUUGGAAAAUUUUGGAGUCUUAGGCCACAAUAUGUUGAAUGCCAUUCUUCCUUCUUGAAGUGAUUACGGUACUGCUAUAUUGGAUGCAGUUGAAAAAGCAGAAAAAGAAGAAAUAUGCGUUCUCUUGCUCCACUGGAUUAACCUAAUUGUACAGCGAUGAAAGAGUGAAUAAGAUUGAAAAGCUGAGACAAAUACAAGUGAAUAUAAGAGAAAAAAGUUGGUGUUUGUGCCAUCAUUUCCUGGGUGGCCUAGUUGGUCAAGAUGACCAGUCUGUUUCGGCGGAGCAGCAAUGGCGGCUCACGUGGAGGAGGAGGUGGAGGAGGAGGGGAAGCAGGUGGAGGAGGUGGAGGAUCGGCCCCAGGAGAACUGAACAACAGUAGGCCUAACCGACAGGUGCGGCGGCUGGAGUUCAACCAGGCCAUGGAAGACUUUAUGACCAUGUUUCCUAGCAUGGAGUAUGAGGUGAUCGAGUGUGUACUGCGCUCCAACAAUGGGGCUGUGGAUGCUACCAUUGACCAGCUUCUGCAGAUGAGCAUUGGUGACGAUGGAUCAGAUGACAGCUCAGACUCUGAUGACAGCAUCCCACCUGAGAUUCUGGAGAGGACCCUCGAACCAGACAGCUCAGAUGAAGAGCCACCACCAGUCUAUUCUCCACCCACAUAUGACAUGCACAUAUAUGACAGGAAAUACCCCAAUGCCCCGCCCACUCCUCCCCCAAGGUUUGAAGUGCAGCCUUCAGUGGGACAGCAGCAUACGCCGAGUUACAGGAAUUGGAACCCCCCAUUACUUGGCAACCUUCCCGAUGACUUCCUUCGAAUCUUGCCCCAGCAGUCAGACAGUAUACAGAGCUCUCAAAGCAGCACACGUGAGCCAUCAUCGUCCCUGGCAUCACUGCCUCAGCAGGUUGCCUGUGUUGCUGGAGCAUCUGGAGCCUCUGAGCAGGAACGCAAGCUUAAACAGUACCUGGAAGAUGAGCGCAUCGCUCUCUUCCUCCAGAACGAGGAGUUCAUGAAGGAGCUGCAGCGCAAUCGCGAGUUUCUUGUCGCACUGGAACGAGAUCGCCUGAAGUAUGAAUCAAAGAAAUCUAGGUCAGCUGGUAACUCUACAGGUAACCACUACACUCCUGGAUCAUUUGAGGCAUGCACGGUAGUGUCAGAUGACGCUCUGUUCAGAGACAAACUGAAGCACAUGGGAAAAUCAACCAGGAAGAAACUGUUUGAGAUCGCCAGAGGGUUUUCAGAAAAGACGAAACGAAGAAAGGCCAAAAGAAGGACCCUCCUGAGACAUCAUUCAUUGGGCACUGCCAACUCCACUGCAAAUCUACUGGAUGAUGUGGAAGGAAACCCCUGUGAGGAGGAGAGUCAGCUCAGAAGAUCGGCCAUGCAGGAAGAGGAGCGGCCCCACAGGGAAGCACUUUCAUGAUCCCUCCUGUCACCUGGAAUAUUUCAAGUAUCCGUGGUAAAAGCAGAGUAACCCGUGACCGCUUGUAGCUCUGUGGUUCCACGAAGAUGGUGCGAGCGAGUCAUCCCCGGCUCCUCCCACACAGUCACCACCUACACAGGUUUCCCUAGUCACAGGAAGGGACUAGAAUUCUAAAGCAGCAUUGUAACAUAUAUCUGCAAUAUAUUAACUGUAUAGUAAUACUUUAAUAUAUGAUUUUAUAUGUAAAACUGAACAAAUACAUUAUUAAAUUUUUGUUUUUCCCUCUGUAUAAUGGUUAAAAAAAAAAAAAAAAAACCCUCUCACUUUGUCUUAGCUACUUUAGAUGUAUUCUUCCGUCAAUUAUUUAUGGUAUAAGAGGAAUUUGGCUUGUUGCAGAUAAUUUUUAUAUCUUUGCAAAAUAUUUAUAUUUCUUCAAACAUACAAUUUGACCAACCUGAUGGUCAUGUAACAUUGGAAACUUUUCUACGAUGUCCAGGAAUCCAAACCUUUAAUUAUAAAAAAGGUUGCCACAUUUGCUCAUGUAAUCCAUUUGUAGUAACACCAAAACGCCUUUUUAAAAUCUGUAUUCCCAUUCUGCCUGACUGCAAUAUACCAAGGCAUAAAGGUUCACACUAAAUGUUUGAUGAUGAUACGCCUCUAUCAUGUGCAGAACUAACUGCCAAUUCAACCUGUGUAAGUACCCUUUAGUCCAGUAGGCUUAGUCCUGAUUCUCUACUUGUCCAGAACCGAAGAAUUCUGUUGCAGUGUCAAAUGAUGCUGUUACAGUGCUUAAAUAAUUCUUAAAUAUAAUGCCAUAGUUUUUCACUUGAACAUGGGAAAGGGCAGCAAUCUGUGAAUGGACGUCUACCUGCACUGCCACUUGCAUUUUAUAAUCCUGUUAAGAUUCUUUUGUAGUAUUUCCUACAGGAAAGCUAUCUUUAAAAAAGCCAGUAUUAGUAUGAUUAAUACAUACAUACAUACAUACAUACAUUUUUUUUCAAAUUUUUUUUUUUUUUAUAGCCAGUAAUGCUUUUUUUAAAAAUAUUUUUAUUUAUUUUAUUUUUAUUGUAUUUUUUUUUUUAUAUAAAGACCGUUGUGUUUAGGAUCACCUGACUAUUAUGUUGAGGAGUUAAGUGAACAGAACUUGUUGAAAGAUACCAUCAUGUUAGUUUAAUGUGUUGUUGCUUUUUGAAUAGAUGAUUUUAAUUCUGUUUUAAGCAGUGUGAUUUUAUUGCAAGGGAAGAGCUUCUACACCUUCUACACUAUUUUAGUUGAUUUUAGCAUUGGGUUUCUGUCAGUAGAAUCAUAGGAAUACAAGAAAUUGUAUUUUUGUGCUAUUAUGCAAUGGAUUCUUAGUAAAUGUAACAAAGUAUCUCUUGGGUUUUUGAGCAGAGAACACUUUUCUAAACAAUGUCUGGACCUUUAUUCUAUUAUUACUGAUUCAAGAUAGCAGGUUUCUCCUUUUUUUUUUGGUAACGCUUCACAGUUUUGCGUGUCAGGUUUCUCCAUCUCCAGCCAUAGUAGGCACUGCACAGUCCAGCGUUUUUAUGGUCUUUACUUUCUCAAGUAUUCAUUUAUGAGAUACAGAACACAAACAACAUAUGAACAGAAAUAUGAUAUGAUACUUAACAUGUUAGAAUAUCCAGUCCAGGACCUCUUAUUUGAAAUAGGAGUGGGACUCUAUGAAAAAUUAACUUUGUCAUCUUUCAAGUUUCUUUUUUCUUUUUGUUUUAUACACAUUUUCAUUAAAUGUGUCAAUUUAAGAGUAUUACAUUACAUAAAUGUAUUCUUUUAUUUGUUUGGUCAGAAACACUUUCUUUAAAAAGUCAUUUAAAUGAUUGCUCUUAGCCUUCAUGACUUUAUUACUAUUAAAAUUGUUUUCUCUUAUUUUUCACCUCAGAGGUUAGUCUUUUAUAAGCAGGUUACCCUGUUUUAAAACUCUUGUAGCAUUAUACAUGAAUGUUACUCCACACUGUGUGACCAUAAAUUCAGUUUGUUUCCUAUAUGAUCUGUUCAACUAACACAUUUAAUCGCUCAGGGAACUUGCUCUCAUUUAACCAUUUUGGUACAAGCACAGCUUGAAUGGACAUAAAACGAAAAGUAACAGCAGCAGUUUGACAGCUUAAUGUAGCACGGUCACAUGCUUCAUAACGCAAUAAAAACUGUUAAUCUAACCAAACGAUUUUUUUUAAUAUAAUGAAAGUAUUUAAGGAUUGUCCUCCAAGAUGUUAUUUUUCUUUUCCUUUUGGUAUGUUCUUGAUUUCAUGCCUAAAUUCUCUCCAGAAUUACCUUUGGUCUUCAUAAAGGGUAACGUUAGGUUGAAUUUACUUUACAGGAUGGUGAAAGUUGUGCAGUAAUGAGUGGUGUAUUGAUCAAUACAGUGUACGCUUUGAGUGUUUAAUUUUGAUCGGAUUAGAUGGAAUAUUUUCUUAAUGUUGAACUAGGUUAGUAAAUUGAAUUUGUAAUGUAAAAUUAUCAUUAUUAUUAUUAUUAUUAUGGGAGAUAAUUACCUUUAUUUCUAGGACUAUGACUGUAUUUGCCCCACUAAUAAGUGUAACGGUUCUGUAACCCAUCAUACUAUCCAGAUCUAAAGUUUUCUUACAAUCCUGUUACGUUUAUUAGUUAUUUAAAAGGAAUAAAACUGUUAUGUUGUU
Ictalurus punctatus (channel catfish) is the source of this 4500-nucleotide messenger RNA. It is a transcript of the gene cuedc1b, whose product is annotated as CUE domain containing 1b. The record is from RefSeq and is a predicted model, not a curated record. The transcript is spliced from 12 exons. Gene Ontology annotation, molecular function: ubiquitin binding. Lineage: Eukaryota; Metazoa; Chordata; Actinopteri; Siluriformes; Ictaluridae. The coding region runs from base 686 to 1846 and encodes 386 amino acids.